Messenger RNA from Chlorella variabilis, 4413 nucleotides. RefSeq lists its product as hypothetical. Gene Ontology annotation, cellular component: ciliary inversin compartment. The record is from RefSeq and is a predicted model, not a curated record. The transcript has 10 exons. Bases 1 to 4413 code for a protein of 1470 amino acids. Lineage: Eukaryota; Viridiplantae; Chlorophyta; Trebouxiophyceae; Chlorellales; Chlorellaceae. Gene Ontology annotation, biological process: protein localization to ciliary inversin compartment. Gene Ontology annotation, molecular function: protein binding.
AUGUCGCUGCCUGCCCUGCGGCGGCUGGAAGGCUUGGAGCUCGCCAGGUGUGGGCUGGCAGCCGUGCCGCGGCUGCUGUCGGCGCUGACAGCGCCGCCGCGCCUCAGCCUGGCAGGCAACCGCGGUCUGGUGGGCGGCUGCUGGCAGCACCUGCGCCCGCUCACCCGCCUGCGGCAGAUGGACGUGUGGCGUGUGCCGCUGCCCAACGCCGCGCCCCCUGCCCCAGAGGUGGCUGCGCUGACGUGGGUGCAUCCGCUGGGAUCAGCUGGCGCGUCGAGUGGCAAGCUAGAAGCCAUGGCUGGCCUGGCUCUCGCCAAGAAGGCCCACGUGCAGACGGCAGGGCGGCAUGCCUGCCUGCAAGCGCUGCACAGCUGCUUGGCCGAGGGAGCAGACGUCAAGCAGGCUGACGGCUCUGGGAACACCGCCCUUCACUGGGCGGCCUGGAAGAACCCAGACCCUGCAGCUGUGCACGCCUUGAUUGCGGCUCUGGUGGCAGAGGGCGCUGAUGUGCGCGCCAAGGACAACGACGGCGCUGAGCCGCUGCACUGGGCAGCAGCCAACAGCAAUGCAGAGGCGGCAACGGCAGCUGUACAGGCUCUGGUGGCGGCAGGAGCAGAUGUGCGGGCCAGAAGCAAUGUGGGUGUGGAGCCGCUGCACGUUGCAGCAAGAAACAGCAAUGCAGGGGCGGCAGCAGCGGCGGUGCAGGCGCUGGUGGCGGCAGGAGCAGAUGUGCGGGCCAGGGCAAUCAAUGGCGCUGAGCCGCUGCACUGGGCAGCAGCCAACAGCAAUACUGAGGCGGCAGCAGCGGCGGUGCAGGCGCUGGUGGCGGCAGGAGCAGACGUGCGGGCCAAGGACAACCAAGGCUUGGAGCCGCUGCACACAGCAGCAGACAACAGCAAUGCUGAGGCGGCAGCAGCGGCUGUGCAGGCGCUGGUGGCGGCAGGAGCAGACGUGCGGGCCAAGGACAACCAAGGCUUGGAGCCGCUGCACACAGCAGCAGACAACAGCAAUGCUGAGGCGGCAGCAGCGGCUGUGCAGGUGCUGGUGGCAGCAGGAGCAGACGUGCGGGCCAAGGCGGACAAUUGCGCUGAGCCGCUGCACUGGGCAGCAGACAACAGCAAUGCAGAGGCAGCAGCGGCGGCGGUGCAGGCGCUGGUGGCGGCAGGAGCAUCUGUGCGGGCCAGACGCAAUGACGGCUUUGAGCCGCUGCACUGGGCAGCAGCCAACAGCAAUGCUGAGGCGGCAGCAGCGGCUGUGCAGGCGCUGGUGGCGGCAGGAGCAGACGUGCGGGCCAAGGACAACCAAGGCUUGGAGCCGCUGCACACAGCAGCAGACAACAGCAAUGCUGAGGCGGCAGCAGCGGCUGUGCAGGCGCUGGUGGCAGCAGGAGCAGACGUGCGGGCCAAGGCGGACAAUUGCGCUGAGCCGCUGCACUGGGCAGCAGACAACAGCAAUGCAGAGGCAGCAGCGGCGGCGGUGCAGGCGCUGGUGGCGGCAGGAGCAUCUGUGCGGGCCAGACGCAAUGACGGCUUUGAGCCGCUGCACUGGGCAGCACACAACAGCAAUGCCGAGGCGGCAGCAGCGGCGGUGCGGGCGCUGGUGGCGGCAGGAGCAGACGUGCGGGCCAGACACAACGACGGUACUGAGCCGCUGCAAUGCGCAGCACUUAACGCCAACGCCGAAGCAGCAGCGGCGGCUGUGCAGGCGCUGGUGGCUGCAGGAGCAGAUGUGCGGGCCAAGGACGAGGACGGGUUUGUGCCGCUGCACUGGGCUGUCAUCAGCGCCAACGGUGAAGCAUCAGCGGCGGCUGUGCAGGCGCUGGUGGCGGCUGGAGCAGACGUGCGAGCCAGAAGCAACGAUGGUUGGGAGCCGCUGCACUUUACAGCACAGAACAGCGAUGCAGAUGCAGCGGCAGCGGUGGUGCAGGCGCUGCUGGCGGCAGGAGCAGACAUGAGUGCCAGAAGCAACGACGGUUGGGAGCCGCUGCACUUUGCAGCACAGAACAGCGAUGCAGAUGCAGCGGCCGCGGCAGUGCAGGCGCUGGUGGCUGCAGGAGCAGAUGUGCGGGCCAAGGACAACCAAGGCUUGGAGCCGCUGCACUGGGCAUUGAAGAAUGAGAAUCCGGCGGCUGCCACAGUGGCGGCUCGGGCCCUGCUGCAGGCGGGUGCCUGCCUCAACGCCGUCGACAGCAAUGGCAGCCUGCCCCGGCAGCUGGUGCUGCUGCGCCCGGAUGCAGCGCAAUGCGGCCAGCUGCUGCAGCUGCUGACGCCUGCCGAGCGCUCUGCCUCAGCAGCAGGCGGCACUGGUGGGAGCGGCGCUGCAACCACCAGUCGCCAGGCAGGCGGCGGUGGCGGCGGCGGCAGCAGCAGCGCCACGCCUGAGGCUGCGGCUCUGGCGCUGGACGUCAUCAGCGUGCCCGGAGCGCUGCAGCAGCUGAUCUUCGGCCACCUCACGCUGUGCGACAAGCUGAACCUGGGAGCCACCUGCACCGCCCUGCAGCAGGCAGUCCUGGCAUGGUUCCCGGAGGCUGCUGUGGUGGUGACGCCCACGGCGAGGGGUGCCGAGGAGCUGGUGGCCUGGCUGCACACGCAUCAGGCUCGUGCACACGUCACGCUGGAUCUGCCACGCACCCCAGCUGCCCAUUCCCAUGUUUGCGGCGGCCAGAAGGACCUGACUGCCUGCCUCAGCAGCCUGCCGCGCGCCUUGGUGGCUUCCCUCGAUGUCAGGCUAUCCAUCGGCAGCUUGGCCAGCCUGUGGAGGCUCACAGCGCUGCAGCGCCUGCAGCUGAGCUGCGCCAGCUGCGCCGGCAGCUGGAGCGGCCUGGCUGCCCUGACCCGGCUGCACCAUCUCUCUGUGUUCAUCGAUAGACCCACAUCAACCACUGAUCCAUACAGAGACCUGCCAAACGCGCUGGCCGCCCUCAGCAAUCUCCGCUGCUUAAACAUCGAAGCCUGCAACUACUUGCUUCCAAUGGACCCGAUACGCAGCCGCCAUUUGCAAACGCUGACAAAACUGGAGCAGCUGAGGCUGGUCAACGCCGCGUACAGCGCCGACGUGGCGGCGGCGCUGCCGGCGCUGACGGCACUCACGGGCCUGUGCUGCCAUGUGGGCCUGCUGCUUGACUUCACUCGUGUGCAAUGGGAGCAGCUGGGCAGCCUGACUGCGCUGAGAGAGCUGGAGCUCAGCCACUGCCACCUGCGCCGGCUGCCAGCCGCGCUGGUGCAGCUCACGGCGCUGACCCGCCUGCACUUGUCUUCCGGAUUAUUCAACUAUGGCAACCUUUGGGAGCUGGCGCCGCUGUCUGCCCUGCGGCAGCUGCAACACCUGAACCUCAGCUGGUGUGGGCUGGCGGGGGUGCCGCAGCAGCUGGCAGCGCUGACGCAGCUGACGCAGCUGAGUCUGGAGGGAAAUCGACUUAUGGGCGUCGCUGCCAGAGGGCAGAAUCCGUCGGCGCUGGCGCCGCUGGCUGCCCUGCAGCAGCUACAACACAUAAACCUUUCCUACUGCGGGCUGGCAUCUUUGCCAGAGCAGCUCUCGGCGCUGGCAGCCCUGACGUGCCUCGAUUUGGCAGGGAACAGCAAUCUGGCGGGCGGCUGGCAGCACCUGCGCCCGCUCACCCGCCUGCGCCAGCUGGGCUUGUGGCGUGUGCCGCUGCCCGACGGCGUGCCCCCAGGGGUGGCUGCGCUGCCGCGCUGCCGAGCACUGGCGGUCCCAGAGAGCGGCGGGAAGGGCAGGCUGGACAGGCCCAGUAGAGCCAGCAGCAGCGAGGGGGCGCGCGCGCGAGCCGCCGCCACCGUCAUCCUGCAGGCAGGCGGCAGCAGCGACGGCGGCAGCAGCAGUGAGGAGCAUCCCCUGUUUGCCUUGCCCGCAGCGGCAGGCAGCGCCAGCAGUAGUGAGGAGCUGCGCCACCUUGCCGCUGAUAUGAGCACUCCCGCUGUGGCGGCUGAAGCGGUGGGCCAGCCAGAUGCCUCGAGCAGCAGCAGCGGCGGUGGCGAGGAUUUUCCACUCCCGGCUGCCGCCGACGCCCCCGCUUCGGCAGUUGUGGUGGGGCAGACGCUGGCAAGCUUGGCCAACAGCACUGGCACCAGCAGCGGCGGUGAGGAGCUGUUUUACACAGGCACCUCCAACUCCCCAACCCCCGAAGCAUGUGCUGCCACGCCUGAGGCUUUGGCGGCAGCUGCCGCGGCUCUGGCGCUGGAAAUCAUCAGCGUGCCCGGACCGCUGCAGCAGCUGAUCUUCGGCCACCUCACGCUGCGCGACAAGCUAAACCUGGCUGCCACCUGCACCGCCAUGCGGCAGGCAGUCCUGGCAUGGUUCCCGGAGGCUGCUGUGGUGGUGGCGCCCACAGCGAGGGGUGCCGAUGAGCUGGCGGCCUGGCUGCACACGCGUCAGGGUGAGUGUGGCGGGCAGUGA